This is a messenger RNA of Hydra vulgaris (swiftwater hydra), 1225 nucleotides long. RefSeq lists its product as uncharacterized. Gene Ontology annotation, molecular function: protein dimerization activity. NCBI's taxonomy places the organism in Eukaryota, Metazoa, Cnidaria, Hydrozoa, Anthoathecata, Hydridae. The record is from RefSeq and is a predicted model, not a curated record.
UGAUUUUUGGGGUGAUUUUAAUUCGUUGAACUACAUGAUGGCGUUUUAAAUCUUAAAAAUUGAUUUUCUCAAAACAUCAAAAGUGAGACUCUGAUCGUUCUUCCGUUGAGGCCUUCAUAUAUAUACACAUAUAUGUUUCAUUUUUUAUUUAGGUAUUUGCAGUAUGCACUGACAACGAAAAUAAAAUGUCUAAAAUGAGAAAACUUUUGCAGGCUGAAGCCCCUAAGUUGAUAACAUUUGGUUGCUAUGCUCAUUUUUUAAAUUUGGUUGAAAAGGAUGUCUCUCCAAAGUCUAUAGUAAAGCAUAUUAUAGCAAUUCAUAAAUAUUUUCGUAAUCAUCACCAACCACGUAGUUGGUUAUUGGAAAAAGGUGGACUGAUGCCACAGCUACCUAAUGAUACUCGCUGGAACUCCCAACUAGAUUGUUUACAGACAUACAUAUCUAAUCAUUCUCUGUACGUUGACAUUAGAGGUGAGCAUAUGGAAUCCAUUGAUCCUUCGAUAGGAAGCCUAAUUGACAAUCUAUCAAUACAGAGAGAAGCAAUAAAUUUAUAUGCACAACUGAAAAUUGUUGGUGUUGCGUUAGAUAAGUUGCAAGCAGACGAUACAACUUUAUCUGAAGCAGUUGAGAUUUGGCAAAGCCUCAUACAUAAUGAAAAAUUGGCUUUGUACAAAGAUGAUAUUUUAAAGAGGUUCAAGAAGGCAAUUGUUUUAUGUCAUUUUCUUGCCAAUUUAACAGAUCCAAAAUAUGAAGGAAGAACAUUGGAUAGAAGUCAAGAAGAAGAAGCUGAGGAAUGGUUGAAUGAAGUCUAUCCUGAAUUUAUGCCAGGCUAUUAUGCGUUUAAACUAAAAGAUACUAAUUGUUUCCCAACAUAUUUAUUCAACGAUAGUGUUAAAAGCACAACAUCAGCAACAAAUUGGUGGAGAAUUAUAGAAAUGAAAGAAUCUAAGUCUUCCAAAUUGCCUGCAAAUUUUGCAAAAUUUUUACGGCAGUUGCACACUUGUCCAGCUAGUACUGGAUCCAUAGAAAGAUUUUUCUCAUCUUUUAGGAUUAUUUGGAGCAAAAUUAGAAAUCGUUUAGGAAGAGAAAAAGCUGAAAUGCUUGUACAAAUUUACAGACAUUUAAGAUCAAGAUGCACAAUUGCUGAUGACUUUUAGAUUACUUUGUUUUAAAUGAUUAAGCUUGAAUAUUAUUGCUCCAAGUAAAAUAAAAUUCUUGUUUAUGA